Camelina sativa (false flax) is the source of this 2218-nucleotide messenger RNA. The record is from RefSeq and is a predicted model, not a curated record. NCBI's taxonomy places the organism in Eukaryota, Viridiplantae, Streptophyta, Magnoliopsida, Brassicales, Brassicaceae.
UCCCACUGCUCUUAAAGUAGCAAGUAAGAAGAAGCAUUGGCUUCACGUGACAUAUUCGCUGUCAUGUCCGUGAUCGAGCUUCUUUCAUCGAUGCCAUUACAACUGAUCCUGUCAUGACUUGUAAAACUCUUGAUUCCAUCAUGAUCUCUUCUUCUUUCUAUAUGUUCUUCUUGUUGUUUGCUGUCUACUUGAUUUCUCCGGUGAGAUCAUCAAGCGACCUCGAAGCUCUACUGAGUUUGAAAACAUCCAUUGAUCCUUCAAACUCGAUUCCAUGGAGGAGAGGAACAGAUCCUUGCAACAACUGGGAAGGAGUUAAGAAAUGCAUAAAUGGAAGAGUCUCAAAGCUUGUUCUUGAGAAUCUGAACCUCACUGGAUCACUCAACUACAAGAGUUUGAACAAGUUGGACCAACUUAGAGUUUUUAGUUUCAAAGGCAACUAUCUCUCUGCCUCGUUCCUUAACUUCUCCGGUUUGGUCAACCUCAAAUCUCUUUAUCUCAACGAUAACAACUUCUCCUGCGUGUUCCCUCACUCGCUGACGUCUCUACACCGUUUGAAAACCAUUGUUCUUUCCGGAAACCAGUUCUCCGGCAAGAUUCCUACCUCGUUGCUCCGUCUUUCCCGCCUUUACACGUUUUACGUUCAAGACAAUCUCUUCUCCGGUUACAUUCCUCCUCUCAACCAAACAACUCUCAGAUUCUUCAAUGUCUCCAACAACCAGCUCUCUGGCAAUAUCCCACCAACACAAGUGCUGAAUCAGUUCAAUGAGUCGUCUUUUACUGGUAACAUUGCUCUCUGCGGUGAUCAGGUUCAAAAGUCAUGCAAUGACACCGCAGGAAUCACUUCAACCCCAUCAGCAAAGCCAGCGAUCCCUAUAGCCAAAAGGCGGAACAGAGCAAAUCUUAUUGGAACCAUUGCUGGAAGCAUCAGUGGUGGAAUUGUGAUACUUCUUCUGCUCACAUUGCUUCUCGUAUGUCAGCUACAGAGACAGAAGCGAGUCAAAUCCAAGAGAGAUGUGAGGAGAAGCAAAGCUGUGGUAGAGUCAGAAGGAGCAGUGGCGGUAGAAACAGAGGAAGGCACCAGUGACCAGAAUAACAACAAAACGUUCUCAUGGGAGAGAGCAAGCGAAGAAGGAUCAGUGGGGACUCUUGUUUUCUUGGGAAGAGACAUCACGGUUGUGAGAUACACCAUGGAUGAUCUACUCAAAGCUUCUGCGGAAACGUUGGGAAGAGGAACGUUAGGGAGCACUUACAAAGCGGUGAUGGAGUCUGGUUUCAUCAUUACUGUUAAGAGGCUCAAAGAUUCAGGGUUUACUCGCAUGGAGGAAUUCAAAAGACAUAUUGAGAUCCUUGGUAGGCUCAAGCACCCUAACUUGGUGCCUCUCAGAGCUUAUUUCCAAGCUAAAGAAGAGUGCUUGCUCGUUUACGAUUACUUCCCUAAUGGAAGUCUCUUCUCUCUUAUCCAUGGAAGUAAGGCUUCUGCGAGUGGGAAGCCUCUACACUGGACAUCAUGUCUGAAAAUAGCAGAGGACUUGGCCAUGGGUCUGGUCUACAUUCAUCAGAAUCCUGGCUUAACGCACGGGAACUUGAAAUCAUCUAAUGUUUUGUUAGGUCCUGAUUUUGAGUCCUGCCUAACGGAUUAUGGUCUUAUUGAUCUGCAUAACUAUGACUCAGUUGAAGACACGAGUGCAGCCUCUCUCUUUUACAAAGCUCCUGAGUGCAGAGACUUACGCAAGACCUCGACACAACCCGCUGAUGUCUAUAGCUUUGGAGUACUCAUUCUUGAGCUUCUAACAGGUAGAACUUCAUUCAAGGACCUUGUUCAUAAGUACGAGUCUGAUAUCUCCGCAUGGGUGCGUGCGGUGAGAGAGGAAGAGACUGAAUUAAGUGAGGAGCUGAAUGCUUCUGAGGAGAAACUUCAGGCGCUUUUGAGCAUAGCGACAGCUUGCGUGGCUGUUCAGCCUGAAAACCGUCCUAUGAUGAGAGAGGUGUUGAAGAUGGUGAAGGAUGCAAGGGCCGAAGCAGUACUGUUCUCAUAUAACAGCAGCGAUCAUUCGCCUGGGAGAUGGUCCGAUACAGUUCAAAGCUUGCCGAGGGAGGAUCAUAUGAGCAUUUGAGGCAACCGAAGUUGUUGUGCCUUGUCCAUUGUUUUGAUUUUUGAAGUAUCUCUAGUGAGUUCGUAGUGUAAAAGGUUUUAAUUGAUGCCAUUUUGAUUCCAUAA